GCGUGCCCCGCUGCCGGUCCCGGCCGCCCCGGGUGCAGGGCGCGGAGCCGCCGCGGGGGGGCGCGGUGGGCGGUGGCUGCCCCCGCCCCGUCGGACCCGUCCCGGCUCGUCCCGUCCGGCGGCGGCCGCAGCCCGGCGGAGCAGCGCGCAGCAGGUGUCCGUGGGAGGUGCAGGGAGCCGGCAUGUCACAUCCCAGCGCACCCCCGCUCUACGAUGACAAGAACCCCCUCUACCCCCCGCCCCCUGGGGGGUACCCCCAGCCCCCCCACUAUGCGGGGGGGUACCCGCAGCCUGGGGGAUACCCUGCGGGGGCGGGGUACCCACAGCCAGGGGGGUAUCCAGCAUCAGGGGGGUACCCUCAUCCCGGCAUGGCCAUGCCCACCAUGCCUAUGCGGUUUGGUGACAAGGACCUUGGGGAUGGCUCUGCCUUCCAGUCAGUUGACUGGGACGAUAGGAAAGUCCGGCACGCCUUCAUUCGCAAGGUCUAUGCCAUCAUCUCCCUGCAGCUCCUGGUGACGGUGGGAAUCAUCUCUGUGUUCACCUUUGUCCACCCUGUCCGCUCCUUUGUCCAGAGGAAUGUUGCCAUCUACUAUGCCUCAUAUGCUGUGUUCCUGGUGACCUACCUGGUGCUGGCCUGCUGCCAGGGUCCCCGGAGGCGCUUCCCCUGGAAUAUUAUCAUGCUGAGCAUCUUUACACUGGCCAUGGGGCUGAUGACAGGCACGAUUGCCAGCAUAUACAACACGAAAGCUGUCCUGAUUGCCAUGCUCAUCACUGCCAUUGUGGCCAUCGUUGUGACCAUCUUCUGCUUCCAGACCAAGGUUGAUUUUACAUCGUGUCCGGGGCUGUUCUGUGUGCUGGGCAUUGUGGUCCUGGUGACCGGGAUCAUCACUGCCAUCGUCCUCUUCUUCAAAUAUGUGCCCUGGCUCCACAUGCUGUACGCAGCCAUCGGGGCCAUCGCCUUCACACUGUUCCUUGCCUAUGACACCCAACUUGUGCUGGGAAACAGGAAGAACUCGCUGAGCCCCGAGGAGUACGUCUAUGGUGCCCUCAACAUCUACACUGACAUCAUCUACAUCUUCACCUUCCUCCUGCAGAUAGUGGGCCGGAAUUAGCCCUGGGACCCCUCCUGUCCCUCUCCAGCUGCCCCUCACCCCUCCUCUGGUCUCUGUACAGAAUAGUCUGCUUACUGUGACUCUUAAUGCUUUGGCAUUCCUACCUGUAGGCUGCUAAGGAAAGGGCUUCCCUUGAUCAUCCCCCAACAAGCUCUGAGGGCAGUGAGGGGGACUGGCUGCCAGUGUUUAGGCAGUUUAGCCCAGCUUUGGCACUGCUUACUGAGGCUGUGCCAAUGGCAUUGGGCUGGCAGUGGAAUGUCACAGCCCUGCCUGGGCACAGGGAACUGGCAGCGGCUGCUGGGAUCAUGUUGGGAUUUUUUGGCAGAGAACAGUUGGUGUCAUUCACUCUGUGCCUUAAAUGUGGCUCUGGCCAUGCCCCCUCCCUGAGCUGUGGCUGUGCCCGGUGUGGGCAGGGGGCAGCUGGGACCUCCAAUGUGGCAGAGCUCACACUGCAGAGGCCCUGCAGCCACAGAUGUGGGCAAAGUUGCACUUGCUAAAUAAAACACUUCAGUUUUCCAGACA
This is a messenger RNA of Haemorhous mexicanus (house finch), 1634 nucleotides long. It is a transcript of the gene TMBIM1, whose product is annotated as transmembrane BAX inhibitor motif containing 1. Gene Ontology annotation, biological process: negative regulation of apoptotic signaling pathway. The record is from RefSeq and is a predicted model, not a curated record. Lineage: Eukaryota; Metazoa; Chordata; Aves; Passeriformes; Fringillidae. The coding region runs from base 183 to 1112 and encodes 309 amino acids. The transcript is spliced from 12 exons. Gene Ontology annotation, cellular component: endoplasmic reticulum; membrane; Golgi apparatus.